AUGGCUGCAUCUACCACUAAAACGAAAGAGGCGUUAGUAACUACACCUCAGCAGAAAUUUGAAGGACACACUGAUCAUGUCUGGCGUGUCAUACACCUGCCAGGUGGACAGCGGAUCAUCACUUGUUCAUGGGAUGGCUCGCUGCGAGUGUGGAACUUGAAGAGCGGGAAACAAAUAGGAGAAGACUGGAGAGACGGAGAAAAUGAAGUGGUGAGUAUGGCGUUGUCUCCGGAUGGGAAGAAAGUGGUUAGCGGGAGUGAUAAUGGAGUUGUGAGAUUGUGGGACAUGGACACGUGCAAAAUCAUUGCGAAAUGGACGGGGCACACAGACAAAGUGUGGUCUGUUUGCUGGAGUCAAGAUGGUCGGAGAGUAAAAACGCUUAUCUCCGGAUCAUUCGAUCACUCGAUUAGGACGUGGAACACAACCAAGUGGGAACAAAUCGCAGUGCUGGAUGAGCACACUGAUCCUGUCAUUGCCAUUGCAAUAUCACAGAAUAAUCGCAUCCUCACAAGCGCAUCGUCAGACAAAACAGCACGAUUGUGGAACCUCGACAAUGGACAACCCAUUAAUUGUUCAUCCCUCCAGCACGCAGGGCCAGUGUACUGUGUGUCAUUUUCUGCGGAUGGAAAGCGAUUAGCUACUGGCUGCUGCAACACAAAGGCGUACACAUGGGAUGUUGCUGCAAUCCUUAGAGAGGCUGGCCUCGACGACCUUCAUCAGUAA
Molecule: messenger RNA, 723 nt
Organism: Suillus subaureus
Lineage: Eukaryota; Fungi; Basidiomycota; Agaricomycetes; Boletales; Suillaceae
Product: WD40-repeat-containing domain protein
Exons: 2
Coding region: 1-723 (240 amino acids)
Molecular function (GO): protein binding
Source: RefSeq, a predicted model, not a curated record